AAGAGCGCGGAGGAUGGGAGGGGUUUCCGUUGAGCGCGCGGGUGACCUUGGCGUGUCCUUCUGAGGCAGCUAAGCGAGAGCCGAGGAAGGUUUGCCGAGAUGGGGUGGAAGGACGAGAAGGUUUUGGAAGGCCGCUCCGGCGACGCCGAGGUAGAGGAAGAAGCAGAGCUUGUGGAAGAGGAAGAAGCAGAGCCAUAUCUAAAUCUCGAAGAAUUUAAACAGAUUCUUAUUAGCAAUAAUGAAGUUCUUUUUGAAGGGUUAGAUAGAAUACACGAAGAGUUCAUUAAUAGUCUGGAUGAUAUAAUUAAUUCGAUGGCUAAAACUGAGAAGGAUGUAAAAGAAGUAAAAACAGAAGUAAAUCAACUUUCAAAACAAGUGGAUCAGCAUGAGCAACAAUUAUCAGAUCAUAAUAUAACUUUUGAUUUUCAUGAAAAGAGGCUGAUCCAAUUGAAAGACCAAAACAGACGUGCUAACAUUAGAAUUAAAAAUUUCCCUGAGAUGCAAGGAGAAGAUGUGAGGAAGAUAAUUCUGCGCUGGUUUAAAGAGUUGAUCCCAGAUUUUCUGAUUACAGAGAUGGAUGUGUACAGAGUCCAUAGAGUAGCUGGAAACAGAUUCAGAGCUACUCCAAGAGAUAUUCUGGUUAAAUUUGGCAAUUAUUACAAGAAGGAGCAGCUCAUGAAGAAAUUAAGACCAUUAGUAAUGCUGAAGUUUCAAGAUUCAUCAGUUCAAAUCUACAAUGAUCUCUGUCAGCAAACCAUCAACUGGAGACGCAGUGUCAAGCCAAUCAUAGCAAAGCUUAAGAGAGUGGGCGUGGCCUAUUCAUGGGGUUACCCGGUGUUUUUGAGAUUUAUGCGUGAUGGAAAACAACAGAGAGUAACCUCACUGGAGCAAGGGCUGGAGCUGCUGAGAAGUCUGGGAAUGGAUGAUGAUUCGACAUCCCAGCAAGCAGGAGGAGGAGGAGAAGGAUGUUCUGGUGCAAGUGGAAAAUAACUUUCAUUACUACUGAGAUAAUAAUAAUAAAAUAAUAUCUAAAAGUAGAGGGCUUGCUGUUUCGGGACUUUGGGCUUCAUCUCCCCCCCCUUAAGGUAUUUAGCCAUGGCCGGGGUGCUAGACCUACGGAGAUUUAGA
Molecule: messenger RNA, 1128 nt
Organism: Elgaria multicarinata webbii
Lineage: Eukaryota; Metazoa; Chordata; Lepidosauria; Squamata; Anguidae
Exons: 3
Coding region: 100-990 (296 amino acids)
Biological process (GO): retrotransposition
Cellular component (GO): ribonucleoprotein complex
Molecular function (GO): single-stranded RNA binding
Source: RefSeq, a predicted model, not a curated record